AUGAACUUGAAAAAAAUUCAAAUAUUUACAUGGAAAUCGUCAUAUAUAUCAUCAUCAUCAUCAUCAUCAUCAUCAUCAUCAUCAUCAUCAUCAUCAUCAUCAUCAUCAUCAUCAUCAUCAUCAUCAUCAUCAUCAUCAUCAUCAUCAUCAUCAUCAUCAUCAUCAUCAUCAUCAUCAUCAUCAUCAUCAUCAUCAUCAUCAUCAUCAUCAUCAUCAUCAUCAUCAUCAUUAUUAUUAUUAUUAUUAUUAUUAUUAUUAUUAUUAUUAUUAUUACCCAGUUCUAAGACUUUAAUUUCACCUAAACUGUGCGUGGUUGCUUGA
This is a messenger RNA of Schistosoma margrebowiei, 321 nucleotides long. NCBI's taxonomy places the organism in Eukaryota, Metazoa, Platyhelminthes, Trematoda, Strigeidida, Schistosomatidae. The record is from the annotation of a GenBank genome assembly.